UAAAGACCUAACCAAACAUUUAUUUUUUUGUAAACUUGAAGAUUACAUUGUUUAUGAAAGUAGAGGUAGGAGAAGGAGAAAAUUAUAAUUUAGAUGAACAAACAUUUAAGUUUUAUUCUUUCUAUCUAUUCAGGUCGGUUUUUCGAGUCGUUAUAAAAUAAAAUUUCUUGUUUUCUUUAGGAAAGUCGACAACAAAUUGAUUCUCAUAGUAAAUAAACAAAUAUGUAUUUAUUAUUAUUAUUAUUUCCCCGAACAAUUCAGGUGAUGUAUAAAUUUAAAUGUACUUCGUUUUAUUCUAAUUGAUUUUCUGAUAAUGUUCGUAUUAUUAUUUCAAUCGAGUUUCUUAUAAGUUAGAAACAAUUGACAUAGUUUGAAUAUCAAUUUAUCACUGAAGGUCACGAAAACAAUCAAACGUUUAUUUCAUUUUUAAAAGGUCAUUGAUGGUCAUGUUCGAACAAUUUAGUCUCAAACGAUAUACAAAUUAAAUUGAAAAUAAUUACAAACUCUUUAUUUUUAUCAAUUUUCCUUCUAGGAAAUAAAUUUUUACAAAAAUUUAUUGAUAGAUGAAAAACUAUUCGUUAUAUGGUCAAAAAAUGGCGAUUUACUCAUUUUAUUAUUGCAAAUGCGACAAAUUCACGUUUACGAACGCAAAAAUAUCCAUAAAAUAAAAUAAAAAAUUUGGAAUAUUUCAACUGAAUUGAGGUUGAUGUGUCAGACAGUGAAGUUACAGUUCUUUUGAAGAGAAUAUGACGUCGGAAAUAACAUCAGACAUUGAAGAAAGACCCACCCAGUUUCAAAAACAGUAUGAAGUAGAAAAUAACACCAGAAGUUAGAGGAAGACUCCCCCAGUUUCAAAAGGAAUAUACAGUCGAGAAAUUACUACAUCAGAGAGUGAAGAAACACCUCCAGUUUCAAAAUGAAUACGAAGUCGAAAAUACCGCCCGAAACUGAAGAAAGACCCCCCAGUUUCAAAAGAAGUAUACAGUCGGAAAUUACUACACCAGACAUUGAAGAAAGAUCUCCAGUUUUAUGUUCGCGUUUAUUUGUCUGUAGUAAUAAAACAUAGAAUGUGCCUAACCUAACCUAACCUCAACCUGCCUAUAAAAUGUGGUCUUCAUUAAGUAUUUCAAUAACAACAAAACUAAAGAUUGUUUCAGACUAAUGUAGAAUGUUUUGUGCUGUAUGAGGUAGAAAUUUAAUCCAGAAAAUUUAAUAAUUAACGUACUUGAAAGAUUAGAAAAGAUACAUAACGAUUACGAAGGAAAAAUGAAGAUUGAUAAGUCAUACACUACAGAAACCAGCAACAAACAAAAUCAUAUAGGCGCUAAAUUAUAAUACAACGGACAAAAUGAAAAGAAGCAAACUUGUACAAACAAGGCGAAGAACUAUCAAGAAAGGACUGCGACGAAUAAACUUUAUGCUAAAGCUAAAGCUAAGAGGCUUCAGAAUUAGCCAAAAACGUGAAAUGGAAAGCCCACGUCAACAAAAUUAUCCGAUAGAGAUCUAAUUGUUCGUUGUUCGUCGUUCACUCGAUUUAUGUCUCGAUUCUAGAGCAAUGUGAAACUUGGGAGCAAUCAACAAAGUUACUCUGAAGUUGGUACUAAUUCACACCAGAGUUCGUGGUAAUAAACAAGCUGAACAGCUGAAGAUGAAGAGCAGGACAGUUCCUUUCAUAGGAUUUCGUAUAAAUCACCCAUCAAUGAUCAUAAAAAUUUGGAAAAAUGAGAAAAAUCGGAAACAUUGAGGACAGUUUUUCAUUAAAACGAUUUGGGAGGUUGAAAUGCGUGAAUCUCGUUAAUAUAUAUAACAAAUUAUUAAAUAAUUUUAGAUAUUACAUUCAAGUUUCCAUUUUAGCGGACAUCCUGUAUCUAUUGUGUUGACUUGAAGAGAUAUGUUUAUUAAUUAUUGUAGUGGGGCAUCGAGAGUAGCUACUCGAAUUGAUAAAAACGAAUAAUCUAAUCAAUUCCACUUGUAAUUAACAAUUUCAUUAUACGGUAAAGAAAAUAUACGAAACUGAAUUAAUUAUCUGCUCCAACAUUAACUUACUGUCCGGUAUACAAACACCGUUUAAACAUUCAUCAGUUGUUUAGAUGUUUUGCAUUAGGUAUCUUGUUAGUGGGUCACGUGUAUCUUGUAUGUUGACAGAAAAGUGAAAAUAGUGUAAAAUGGAAAUAGUGAAAGGGGCUGCGACAUUUACUAAGACUGUUAUCGCUACAAGCACGUCUUGGUUGCCGUCAUCACCAGAAUAUAAGCCGAAGUCAUCUUUGGGUAUAGUACCACCCAAAACGAGAUAUAAACUAGAUGGGUUAAUUACUCCUGACCAAUGGUUGGAAAGUCGAAAAAAUACUGAUGGAGCAGAAGGUUUAUGGAGAAUACACGAUAAAUUAUAUGAUUUUACAAGUUUCAUCGGACAACAUCCUGGAGGAAAAGACUGGUUGAUAUUAACAAAAGGUACAGAUAUAUCAGAAAUUUUUGAGUCCCAUCACAUAUCCGAUUUACCCGAACAAAUGAUAAGAAAAUAUUUCGUUAAAGAAGCAGUAACGAAAAGAAACGUCCCGUUUACGUUCGACGAAGACGGAUUCUAUCGAACUCUCAAAAGAGAAGUCAGAAAAUCCUUAAAGGAUAUACCAAAAAAUAUCUACUGCAUAUCUGAUUUAUAUUCAGACGGAUUAUUAUUUUUAUUAUUCCUAUUUUCGACGUUAGCCGUGAAAUGGUGGAGUUUUACGAUAGCUACAGCCGCUGGGGUAGCUUUAGGUCUAUUAACUAUAGCUGCCCAUAAUUACGUACAUCGGAAGGAUAAUCUGAGGAUGUUUUAUCUUCAAUUUUCUCUACUGCAAAUAAGAGAAUGGCGUAUAACUCAUUGUUUGAGUCAUCAUCCUUUUACCAACACAAUAAUAGAUUUAGAGAUAAUGAUGGUGGAGCCGUUUCUUCAAUUUCUUCCGUACAAGAAAAUUUUCGGCGGGUAUUUUUCACUGGUGGUGUACCCGUUCACCUUAACUCUAAGUUUUCCAGGGUUAUUUAUGAAAAGGUUGAUGAGUUCUCCAAGCUGUAAUUAUAAAAAUAUUGAUAUUAAGGACACUUCUGGACUCAUCUUACCUAUAUUUAUGUUCAUAACUGGAAAACAAACAAUAUUUUACACAGUUUUGAUGUGGUGCUUCAUUCUAUUGGUUGGUUCUUAUAUUUUUACUUUAAUUGGAUUAAGCGCAGCCCAUCAUCAUCCUGAUGUUUUUCACGAUGGAGAUACUCCAAGAACCUCGGAGGAAUACGAUUGGGGUAUUAGUCAAUUAGACGCUGUAAUGGAAAGGAAAGAUAUAACAGGUUCUGAUUUCUUGGUGUUAACCACUUUUGGUGACCACUGUUUACAUCAUAUGUUCCCAACAUUAGACCAUUCCACUCUCAAAUACUUGUAUCCAACAUUGGAUAAAGUGAUGCGACAAUUCGAUUUGAACUUGAGGUUAAUAUCGCAAAUGGAUGCCGCCAUCGGGGCGGUACAACAAAUGAUCAAAGUCGAACCGAAUCAAUCGCCACCGGAUUUAAAAAAAAAUGAAAUGUUUCCACGUUGUCAGACAUAAAAUUUUUAAUGUAAUUAUUCGUAAAUUGAAGAUUUAUUUUGAAACGAAAUUUGUAUAUAUCGACCCUUAGCGUGUGAUGAAUUAUUUUCAAAAUGUAUUUAAUAGAUCAAAUUCAAUCGAAAGGGAAAUAAAUUUAUUUAUCAUAGCGA
Messenger RNA from Diorhabda sublineata, 3721 nucleotides. RefSeq names its product cytochrome b5-related protein-like. The transcript has 6 exons. The record is from RefSeq and is a predicted model, not a curated record. Gene Ontology annotation, biological process: lipid metabolic process. Bases 2166 to 3572 code for a protein of 468 amino acids. Gene Ontology annotation, cellular component: mitochondrion. NCBI's taxonomy places the organism in Eukaryota, Metazoa, Arthropoda, Insecta, Coleoptera, Chrysomelidae.